AUGGCGACAUCCGAGGAGCCACCAUCACAAAACUCGCCUCCUGAUAAAAAGGAGACGACUGAUAAGAAGGAGGAGUUAGACCAAAAAAAUGUCGGAUUUUCGACAAGCAAUCACGAUCAUGGCCCUUUUGUUAAGCACAUUCCUGACAAUCAUCUCAACCGCAAUCCCUCGCAUCACCCACGACUUUCACAGUCUGAACGAUGUGGGUUGGUAUGGCUCGGCAUUCUUUCUUACAAUGUCUGUCUUUCAAUCCGUCUGGGGGAAGUUGUACAAGUACCGUCCUUUAAAGUACGCGUUUCUGGCUGCCAUCUUGGUCUUCGAACUGGGAACGCUUGGAUGCGGUAUUCCUUCCAGCUCAUUGAGCAGCUACUUUUGGCAUUCGCUGAUGAUCUUUUCCAGCCGUAUCCAAAAGUAGUCCGGGCUUUAUUGCCGGACGUGCUGUUGCAGGUGCUGGCGGAGCCGGCAUUAUUGGUGGGACAUACGUUAUUUUGGCGUAUAUUGUCGCUCCAGAGAAGGUCCCCGUAUUUUUACGGUCUGACUGGCAUUAUAUUUACGCUCGCCAGUGUGACUGGUCCUCUCAUUGGAGGCGCCUUCACAUCGGACGUUACAUGGAGAUGGUGCUUCUACAUCAACCUACCCAUUGGUGGACUUGCAAUGGUCCUAUUGCUGUUCGCUUUACGGUUACCCCCUUCUGCCCAUCCAGCUCGAGCCUCUUUGCGCGAAGUUUUGCUGCAGCUGGACAUUCCUGGCAGUGUCACAAAAAUCGGUUCACUUAUCUGCUACCUACUUGCUCUCCAACAUGGCGGCAUCACUCAGUCAUGGGGCUCCUCGCAACCGAUCGGCCUCCUUGUCGGCUGGGUCUUGUUGGUGAUAGCUUUCGCUCUUAUUGAGUGGUUCCAAGGAGACCGGGCCCUCGUUGCCCCUCGCCACUUGCGUAGUCAUGGCAUCCGAAUAUGUUGCGCUUUUAUCUUUUUGUAA
This is a messenger RNA of Rasamsonia emersonii CBS 393.64, 978 nucleotides long. RefSeq names its product Efflux pump antibiotic resistance protein. Gene Ontology annotation, biological process: transmembrane transport. The coding region runs from base 1 to 978 and encodes 325 amino acids. The record is from RefSeq and is a predicted model, not a curated record. The transcript has 3 exons. NCBI's taxonomy places the organism in Eukaryota, Fungi, Ascomycota, Eurotiomycetes, Eurotiales, Trichocomaceae. Gene Ontology annotation, molecular function: transmembrane transporter activity.